Messenger RNA from Conger conger (European conger), 3607 nucleotides. Its product is annotated as transmembrane protein 135-like. The transcript has 15 exons. The record is from RefSeq and is a predicted model, not a curated record. NCBI's taxonomy places the organism in Eukaryota, Metazoa, Chordata, Actinopteri, Anguilliformes, Congridae. Bases 186 to 1589 code for a protein of 467 amino acids.
CUGUGAUCGAAGCAUCGUACGAUGCAACAGACCAGCGCUCUGUGUGGCUGUUUAGGAUCUUCCUACCUAGGGGUGUCCUAUUGUAACCCCAGCGGCGACCUUUUCCCUGCUUUCAACUCUCAGCGCUACACGGCAAUGGUCCCGUGACCGCAGCUCUACAGUCUGGCAGGAACGUAGCUACAAACAUGGCUGCCCUUAGCAAGUCUAUUCCGCACAGCUGCUACGAAAUAGGGCAUACAUGGAGCCCAUCGUGUACGCUUUCAACACUCCAGGUGACAGCCGGAGCUUUGGAGGUGUCAUUUAAAAUAUAUGCACCCUUAUAUCUCAUUGCAGCCAUUCUCCGAAGGCGGAAAAAGGAUUACUACUUGAAACAGCUGUUACCUGAGAUUCUCCAGUCCACUUCAUUUUUGACUGCCAAUGGAGGGCUAUACAUUGCUUUUUUCUGUAUCUUGCGGAGGCUUCUGGGCCGGUUCUACUGGUGGUCGGCGGGUUUCGGGGCUGCACUGCCCGCCUCUUACCUGGCCAUCCUGAUUGAGCGAAAGAGCAGGAGAGGACUACUAACAAUAUACAUGGCCAACUUGGCGACAGAGACGAUAUUCCGAAUGGGAGUCACGAGAGGAGUCAUUAACCCCAUCAAACACGGAGAGGUGCUGCUCUUCUGUAUGACUGCCUCCCUCUACAUGUUCUUCUUUAGGUGUAAAGAUGGCCUUCAGGGAUUCACAUUCUCCGCACUCAAGUUUCUUGUGGGAAAGGAAGAGAUUCCAACGCAUUCCUUCCUGGCGGAGCAAGUGUACCCCCGGGGACCGGAGAGGGGCGCCGUGGAGCCGGGGCCUCCGGAGCCGCCCCGGGCCGGGUCGGGCCCUGGCAGGGCCUCCAUCGCUGGCCUGACACGCAGGCUGCUGGAAUCUGUAUGCAGACAUGGACCCAGGCACAGGUGCUGCAAGCAUUACCAAGACAACUGCUUCUCCUACUGUGUCAAAGGCUUCAUUCGCAUGUUCAGCGUAGGCUACCUGAUCCAGUGCUGUCUGAAGAUUCCCUCUGCGUUUCGCCACCUCUUCACCAAGCCCUCCCGCCUGCUGUCUCUGCUCUACAACAAGGAGAACUUCCAGCUGGGGGCCUUCCUGGGGUCCUUCGUCAGCAUCUACAAGGGGACCAGCUGUAUCCUGCGCUGGCUGCGGAACCUAGAUGACGAGCUUCACGCCAUCAUCGCCGGCUUCCUGGCCGGGAUUUCCAUGUUCUUCUACAAAAGCACGACUAUAUCCAUGUACCUGGCAUCCAAACUUGUGGAGACCAUGUACUUCAAAGGCAUCGAGGCUGGCCGCUUCCCCUACUUCUCCCAGGCUGACACCAUCAUCUACGCCGUGUCCACCGCCAUCUGCUUCCAGGCCGCGGUUAUGGAGGUUCAGAACCUGCGGCCUUCCUACUGGAAGUUCCUGCUGAGACUGACCAAGGGCAGGUUUGCGGUGAUGAACCGGAAGGCUCUGGACAUAUUCGGCACAAAAGCCUCGCGGGACUUCCAUGGCUUCAUCCCGAAACUGGACCCCCGCUUCACCGUGUUUCCCCCGGACCUGGGGCUUCCGCUGGGCUGAGGGGGGCGAGGUGUCAGGGCUCUGUGGAGGACGUGCCCUCGUAGCGGGGUUUUUAAUGUGUACGGGUAUCUCUGAGCGGUCGCUGAUGUGGGGUUUGCUGUAGGUGUGCAGUGUUUAUGGUGAGUGGGGUACGGGGAGGGGGUGAAUCAAUUUAACGCACAAAAGUUUUCCAUUCAGAAACUUUCUUCAAAAUCUAUCCAGAGCUGGCAAAAGUUAUUUCAGUCAAUUCCGAGAGAUUAUUUAAAUCUCAGUUUCAUUUAUAGAAAAAACUAAUAAAUGGUGGCACAUAAGUAAUGUUUAUAGUCAAUGCAAGAAACUAAGCUGUGACAUGUUCUGUCGUUUCUAGAAGAGUGUAUUUCUGUGAAGUAUUUCAUUUCAUUUCGGGAAAUCUUAAAUUACUUUCUUUUUUUUCCUUUGUGAAGGAAAUAACUUGGAGAUCGAAAAUAAAUUUGGAAGAACCUGUAAAACAUUUUCUCCUCUUAACACACCUUUGUAUGAGUGUAUACAAUGAUCUGUAUAUUAUGAAUAUAUUCAGUGUAAAUUUAUAUAUAUGUAUCAUUUGAAUAUUCCAUACAAUACAUUUAUAUUGGUAUUUGUAUAUUAAACCAUCAGUUUAUUCCAAGUAUUAAAUUAGAAGUCAACUUUGUGAAGGUGAACAUACAUUAGUUUUUCCGGAAUGUUCUCGCUCGUUGAAAGAAAUAAAGCGAAGGUAAGACAUUUUGGCUCCAGGUGCUUCUGAGGAGAGCUUAUGCCCCUCUGCUCUCCCAUUUUACAACGGACGCCGCUGCCUUAAGCAUUGCAGCAAGAGCGGGACUGGCCAUUCCAGCUUUCAGAUAAAAAUACAGUAUAUAGCAAUUCAUUCCAAAAACAUAAAAACCUCAAAUAUUAGCUGCUGUUCUUAGUUUUGCCUUAAGAAAUAGCCAUUUAAAAGUUUAACAGAUUCUUAAAUUCUGAUAGCCAUAUGCGUAUUUUUAGUCCUAAAGUAAAAUACUUUGAACGUUUGUGCAUCCGCUUAUCGCAGGUUUGACAUGAGUUGGGCGAUAUUAAUAAAUUCCUUUCCAUAUGUUUUACAUUUGAAAAUGGUUUACAGCCACUUCUGUGAGACGCUGUCUCGGAAUAUCCGUCUAUGCAGGGUGAUCUGUCUCUGAUAGCCCUUUCACUGGUUCUUUCUGCAUUGCUCAAUGACAUAUGCUUAUAUCCGCAAUGGAACAAAUCACAGUAUAGUUAUGUUAAUUUAAAGGGGUUUGUGUUCUUUUGCAUGCUGCAGUAUAACAGUCAGUCCUACAUUGUCAGAUUAUAAAUAUGAGCCAUUUCCUUUCCUUUAAAAUAAUUUUCCAAUAAGCACUAUGACCCUAUAGGAACAAUCACAUAGGCAUACCUUGCAAAUGGAAACAUGUCAUCAUAUAUAUGUGGAAUGAUGAUUAUUUUCUGAACAUCACAAAGAUGAAUUGCAUAAUAGAGCAACACAUAUUUUUCUCUAAUCCCAGUCCCCUUCUCACAUUCACAAGUGCAGUGCCGCGGAGAUAAUAAUAUCCCUUCUCACGUGUUAUUAAUGUGGAUCAUCUGUGUGACACAUUCAUACUAACGACCAGGAAGAAGAAGUCAGCGUGCCACUUCUGUCCUGCAGUGUGAUAAAGUAGCGCUUCUGUUAUUCAGAUUAAAUAGGAAUGACUGUAUGGUGUAAUCUGUACUUUUACAUAUUAAUUUAUAUAAGCAGGCUAUUAAAGAUAGUUUUCUUAAAGUGUGUCAAACACAAGAAAGGAACAGAUUUAAGGUACAACUUCACCCAUCCUUACACUAUAAGUGUAUGUGGUAAAUAUUUUUUCUGUUUAUCAGCUACUCUGUAAAAGAACAUUAAACCCUACAAAACAAUGUUAGAAGACGGCUAUACUUUAAAUUUAUGGAGUAAAUGUUGUAGAUAUUGUAACUCAUUAUACUUGACAGGGUAUUGUAUAGGCCUUUUUACAACUAGAAACCUCUGUUGCUUUGCAGUUGAAUAAACAUGUAAUGUAACACAA